UGGCACAUCUCCACUUAAUAGAAUAUGUCGGAGAACAGACUGCUUUGCUAAUUAAGAUGGUCCCAAAGGAACAGCGCCUCGCGGCCGCCAUCACCCUUGUGCUGUGGGUCUCAGCCUUGGCAUCGUCCUUGAUUGACAACAUCCCAUUCACCACCACAAUGAUUCCUGUGCUCCUGAACCUGAGCCAAGACCCUGAGGUCAGCCUUCCUGUACUGCCGCUCAUGUAUGCCUUGGCCCUGGGUGCCUGCCUGGGAGGUAAUGGAACCUUGAUUGGAGCAUCAGCAAAUGUUGUUUGUGCGGGAAUUGCAGAGCAGCAUGGGUAUGGAUUCUCUUUCAUGGAAUUUUUCAG
This is a messenger RNA of Galeopterus variegatus (Sunda flying lemur), 349 nucleotides long. RefSeq names its product P protein-like. The transcript has 4 exons. The record is from RefSeq and is a predicted model, not a curated record. Gene Ontology annotation, cellular component: melanosome membrane. The annotation marks the transcript as partial. Gene Ontology annotation, biological process: transmembrane transport; melanocyte differentiation; melanin biosynthetic process. NCBI's taxonomy places the organism in Eukaryota, Metazoa, Chordata, Mammalia, Dermoptera, Cynocephalidae.